CCCGCCGCCUGCGUCUGCCCGCUCCUUGGUCAGGCGCCUGCCCUGAAACCGCCCAGCCAGUGCCCGGGAGCUCGGGUCGCGGUACACAGCGAGCUUCACAGAGGUCCGCAGCCCCGCGCGGUGACAGCAUGAGCACGCGCCUCCCGGCCCUUGGCCUCCUGCUGCUGCUGCUGUGCCCUACGCAGGUGUUUUCACAAUCCUGUGUUUGGUAUGGAGAAUGUGGGAAAGCAUUUGGAGAUAAGAGGUACAACUGCAAAUAUUCUGGUCCACCAAAACCCUUACCGAAGGACGGGUAUGACUUGGUGCAGGAGCUCUGCCCAGGAUUCUUCUUCGACAAUGUCAGUCUCUGCUGUGACGUUCAACAGCUUCGGACACUGAAGAGCAACCUGCAGCUGCCCCUUCAGUUUCUGUCCAGAUGUCCGUCAUGUUUUUAUAACCUAAUGACCCUGUUUUGUGAGCUAACGUGUAGCCCUCACCAGAGCCAGUUUCUGAACGUGACAGCCACUGAAAAUUACAUUGAUCCCAAGACCCAGGAGAAUAAAACAAAUGUAAAGGAAUUGGAGUACUAUGUUGGACAGAGCUUUGCACAUGCAAUGUACAAUGCCUGCCGUGAUGUGGAGGCCCCGUCAAGUAACGAAAAGGCCUUGGGGCUCCUGUGUGGAAGGGAUGCUAGUGCCUGCAAUGCCACCAACUGGAUCGAGUACAUGUUCAACAAAGACAAUGGGCAGGCGCCAUUCACCAUCACCCCCAUCUUUUCAGACCUUCCAAUCCAUGACAUGGAGCCCAUGAGAAAUGCCACCAAAGGCUGCAAUGAGUCUGUAGAUGAGGUCACAGGGCCAUGCAGCUGCCAGGACUGCUCCAUUGUCUGCGGCCCCAAGCCCCAGCCUCCACCGCCUGCCGUACCCUGGAAGAUCUUGGGCUUGGAUGCCAUGUAUGUCAUCAUGUGGAUCACCUACAUGGCAUUUCUGUUUGUAUUUUUUGGAGGACUUUUGGCAGUGUGGUGCCACAGAAGGCGGUAUUUUGUGUCUGAGUACACUCCCAUCGACAGCAAUAUAGCCUUUUCUGUGAACACCAGUGACUCUGGGGAGGCCUCAUGCUGUGACCCACUUGGCGCAGCAUUUGAUGGCUGUCUGAGGCGCAUGUUCACAAAGUGGGGAGCUUUCUGUGUCCGAAACCCCACCUGCGUCGUUUUCUUCUCAUUGGUCUUCAUCGCUGCAUGCUCUUCUGGGCUGGUGUUUGUCCGGGUCACCACCAAUCCUGUGGAGCUCUGGUCAGCCCCUCACAGUCGGGCCCGCAUGGAGAAGGAGUACUUUGAUAAGCACUUUGGGCCUUUCUUUCGCACGGAACAGCUUAUUAUCCAGGCCCCCAACACCAGUGUCCACAUCUAUGAGCCAUACCCUUCUGGAGCCGAUGUGCCCUUUGGGCCCCCGCUGAACAAAGAGAUUCUGCACCAGGUGCUUGACCUGCAGAUUGCCAUUGAGAGCAUUACGGCAUCUUACGACAAUGAGACCGUGACACUUCAAGACAUCUGUGUGGCCCCCCUCUCGCCAUACAACAAGAACUGCACCAUUAUGAGUGUGUUGAAUUACUUCCAGAACAGCCAUUCGGUGCUGGACCACCAAGUAGGCGACGACUUCUUUGUCUAUGCCGACUACCACACACACUUCCUGUACUGUGCACGGGCUCCCGCCUCUCUGAAUGAUACAAGUAUGCUCCAUGAUCCUUGCCUGGGUACGUUUGGAGGACCCGUGUUCCCCUGGCUUGUGCUGGGCGGCUAUGAUGAUCAGAACUACAACAAUGCCACUGCUCUUGUGAUUACCUUCCCUGUCAGCAAUUACUAUAACGACACAGAGAAGCUCCAGAGGGCCCAGGCCUGGGAGAAAGAGUUUAUUGAUUUUGUGAAAAACUACAAGAAUCCCAAUCUGACCAUUUCUUUCAUUGCCGAGCGAAGCAUUGAAGAUGAACUCAAUCGGGAAAGUAAGAGUGAUGUGUUCACUGUUGCCAUCAGCUACGCCAUCAUGUUUCUGUACAUUUCACUUGCCUUGGGACACAUCCAGAGCUGUGGCCGGCUUCUGGUGGAUUCUAAGAUCUCCCUGGGCAUCGCGGGGAUCCUGAUAGUGCUGAGCUCAGUGGCCUGUUCCCUGGGCAUCUUCAGUUACAUGGGGAUGCCCCUGACCCUCAUCGUCAUCGAAGUCAUCCCAUUCUUGGUGCUGGCCGUCGGGGUAGACAACAUCUUCAUUCUCGUGCAGACCUACCAGAGAGAUGAGCGUCUUCAGGAAGAGGCACUGGAUCAGCAACUGGGCAGAAUCCUUGGGGAAGUGGCCCCUACUAUGUUCCUUUCAUCCUUUUCUGAGACCUCAGCGUUUUUCUUUGGGGCGCUGUCCUCCAUGCCGGCUGUCCACACCUUCUCUCUGUUUGCGGGCUUGGCGGUCUUCAUUGACUUCCUCCUCCAGAUUACCUGCUUUGUGAGCCUCCUGGGGUUAGAUAUUAAGAGGCAAGAGAACAAUCGGCUGGACAUCUUGUGCUGUGUCCGAGGUGCUGACGAUGGACGAGGCAUCCAGGCCUCUGAAAGCUACUUGUUUCGCUUCUUCAAAAACUCCUUUGCCCCGCUUCUGCUGAAGGACUGGCUGCGACCAAUUGUGAUAGCCGUAUUUGUGGGUGUUCUGUCAUUCAGUAUUGCAGUCGUGAACAAAGUGGAAAUUGGAUUGGAUCAGUCUCUUUCAAUGCCAAAUGAUUCCUAUGUGAUUGAUUAUUUCAAGUCCCUCGGUCAGCACCUGCACUCGGGCCCACCUGUGUACUUUGUCCUGGAGGAAGGCCAUGACUACACCAGCCGCGAAGGGCAGAACAUGGUGUGCGGCGGCAUGGGCUGUGACAGUGAUUCCCUGGUGCAGCAGAUAUUUAACGCAGCUGAGCUGGACACCUACACCCGCAUAGGCUUUGCCCCCUCAUCCUGGAUUGACGAUUACUUUGACUGGGUUGCACCGCAGUCCUCCUGCUGUAGACUCUACAAUGCCACUCACCAGUUUUGCAACGCUUCUGUGAUUGACCCAACCUGUGUCCGUUGCAGACCUCUAACACCAGAGGGCAAACAGAGGCCUCAAGGGAAAGAGUUCAUGAAAUUCCUGCCCAUGUUCCUUUCUGAUAACCCCAACCCUAAAUGUGGCAAAGGGGGACAUGCUGCCUAUGGUUCUGCUGUUAACAUCAUCGGAGAUGACACUUAUGUUGGGGCCACUUACUUCAUGACUUACCACACUGUACUUAAGACCUCUGCUGACUACAUUGACGCCAUGAAAAAAGCCCAGCUUGUAGCCAAAAACAUCACAGAAACCAUGAAUUCUAAGGGGAGUAACUACCGCGUGUUCCCAUACAGUGUGUUCUACGUCUUCUACGAGCAGUACCUGACCAUUAUUGAUGACACCAUCUUUAACCUCAGCGUGUCUCUGGGCUCCAUAUUUCUGGUGACCUUGGUGAUUCUGGGCUGUGAGUUGUGGUCAGCAGUCAUCAUGUGUGUCACCAUAGCUAUGAUCCUGGUCAACAUGUUCGGUGUCAUGUGGCUGUGGGGUAUCAGUCUAAACGCUGUUUCCUUGGUCAACUUGGUGAUGAGCUGUGGCAUUUCUGUGGAGUUCUGCAGCCAUAUAACAAGAGCAUUCACCAUGAGUACCAAAGGAAGCCGAGUGAGCCGAGCGGAAGAGGCGCUGGCCCACAUGGGUAGUUCAGUAUUCAGUGGAAUCACACUUACAAAAUUUGGAGGGAUUGUGGUGUUGGCCUUUGCCAAAUCUCAGAUUUUUGAGAUAUUUUACUUCAGGAUGUACUUAGCCAUGGUCUUACUCGGAGCCACUCACGGGCUGAUAUUUCUUCCCGUCUUACUCAGCUACAUAGGACCGUCGGUAACUAAAGCUAAAAGACAGACCACUCAAGAUCGAUACAAAGGGACAGAGCGAGAACGGCUCCUCAAUUUUUAGCCUUGUAGCGGGCUUUGGUGACUUCGUCUAUGGAUAGGUCAAGUCUACUGCAGGACAGCCGCACUGUCCAGGCCAUGCUGGGUGCUGGUUGUUCCCAGGCGAUGGGCUGCGUCACAGCUGUGGCAGGUGCAGCCCACUCACCUUUUAAACUCAGGAGCUCACGUAGUAUGGAAUCUGAAGGUGACGGUUGUCAGCCCUACAGCAAAGAAACCUUGUCUCGCUCGGGCAAGAGGAAGGACAGUGGAUGCGGCCCAGUCACCACUCUGACAAGCCAGUCCAUGUGCUGUCUCCUUUUUCAGGAGUUAGCUACCACACACAUUGUAUAGCUUAUUUUUAGCAACAUUUGAGAAUGUUGUAGGUACUUUAUUACAACGUUUUGUAGUUUAAAGAGCUUUAUUAAUGCAAUAAAUUAACUUUGUACAUUUUUAUAUUAAAAACUGUCAAGGGACUUCAGAAUGUCGUAGGCCUCAUUAGAGCUUGUUCUCCAAAAACCUGCUUGAAAAAGGCGACGUGUUCCUCACAGUGUUCUCCUGUGGGGAGAAUGUAGCUUUAGUCAGCAGCUAGCGAUGUGUGGCGGGGAAGGAAGUGCAGACAAAAGCUCCUGGGUUAUAUACUGAUAUACUGGGUUUUAACUUAUUUUUCUUUAAUAAAAUACCUCAUCCUCCUAAA
This is a messenger RNA of Arvicola amphibius (Eurasian water vole), 4631 nucleotides long. It is a transcript of the gene Npc1, whose product is annotated as NPC intracellular cholesterol transporter 1. Gene Ontology annotation, molecular function: lipid carrier activity. NCBI's taxonomy places the organism in Eukaryota, Metazoa, Chordata, Mammalia, Rodentia, Cricetidae. The transcript has 25 exons. The record is from RefSeq and is a predicted model, not a curated record. The coding region runs from base 129 to 3962 and encodes 1277 amino acids. Gene Ontology annotation, cellular component: membrane.